CCGACAGCGCAAAAAAUAAGCCAAAGAAAAACGUUGUUCGCGUACUCAUCGACAAUCGUCGCUUUCAGUAGCAAAUCAGUCGGACAAGCCGGAAGCUCACUAGAAUCGCUCUCGUCUGGAUUUCAAUUUCUGAAAUUUAAAAGUUCUUGUACUAACGGAAACAACAUGACUAUCAAGUCGAUCAAAGCCCGUCAAAUCUACGACUCGCGUGGCAACCCCACCGUCGAGGUCGAUCUGACCACAGAUCUGGGUCUGUUCCGUGCCGCCGUUCCUUCGGGUGCGUCGACAGGUGUGCAUGAGGCUUUGGAGUUGCGCGAUAACGAUAAGGCCAACUAUCACGGCAAGUCGGUGCUGAAGGCUGUUGGCCACGUUAACGACACUCUGGGACCCGAGGUGAUCAAGGCCAAUCUGGAUGUGACAGAUCAGUCGGCAAUUGAUAACUUCAUGAUCAAGCUGGACGGCACUGAGAACAAGAGCAAGUUCGGUGCCAAUGCCAUUCUGGGUGUGUCUUUGGCUGUUGCCAAGGCCGGAGCUGCCAAGAAGAAUGUCCCAUUGUACAAACACAUUGCUGAUCUCGCUGGCAACAAGGAUAUCAUUUUGCCCGUGCCCGCAUUCAAUGUGAUCAACGGUGGCAGCCAUGCUGGCAACAAAUUGGCUAUGCAGGAGUUCAUGAUCCUGCCAACUGGCGCCACCAGCUUCACCGAGGCCAUGAAGAUGGGCUCUGAGGUGUACCAUCAUCUGAAGAACGUAAUCAAGGCCAAGUUCGGUCUGGAUGCCACCGCUGUUGGUGAUGAGGGUGGCUUCGCCCCCAACAUUCAGUCCAACAAGGAGGCUCUCUGCCUGAUCAGCGAUGCCAUCGCCAAGGCUGGCUACACCGGCAAGAUCGAAAUUGGCAUGGAUGUUGCCGCAUCCGAGUUCUUCAGGGAUGGUCUGUACGAUCUGGACUUUAAGAACCCACAGAGCGAUAAGGCCCAAUGGCUGUCGCCUGAGAAGCUGGCCAACUUGUACCAGGAGUUCAUCAAGGACUUCCCCAUUGUGUCCAUUGAGGAUCCCUUCGAUCAGGAUCAUUGGGAUGCCUGGACCAACCUGACCUCCAACACCAAGAUCCAAAUUGUCGGUGACGAUCUGACAGUGACCAACCCCAAGCGCAUUGCCACCGCUGUGGAGAAGGGCGCUUGCAACUGCCUCUUGCUGAAGGUCAACCAGAUUGGCACAGUCACAGAGUCCAUUCAGGCCCAUCUGUUGGCCAAGAAGAAUGGCUGGGGCACCAUGGUCUCUCACCGUUCCGGUGAAACCGAGGACUCCUUCAUUGGUGACCUUGUCGUGGGUCUCUCCACCGGUCAGAUCAAGACUGGCGCCCCCUGUCGCUCAGAGCGUCUGGCCAAAUACAACCAGAUUCUGCGCAUUGAGGAGGAGAUUGGUGCGGGCGUUAAGUUCGCCGGCAAGAGCUUCAGGAAACCACAGUAAACGUUGCCACUUCUAAAUUCCAAACACACCAAGCACUACACACCUUAUCUUAAAAGAUAGAAAUAAAGUAAACCACCAACAGGUGUCGCAUUUGGUGUACGUUCUCGUCAACCAUUUGGGUUUGUGACUGGCGCACAAAGCAAACCGAUCUACCGAUCUAUACUACCCACAAUUUGCUUCGUUAUUAGACAUUAUUAUUAACAUUACGAUUAGUAUGAUCCACUCUCAUUGUUUGCAAAAAAGUGUAUAUUAUAUGUAUGCUGCUCUACAUGAAGAUUCUCAAUCGGUCGUAGUGGCACAAAUAUCAUUGUAUAACCAUAAUAUGGUAUGGAUUCACAUUAUACCCCCUAAAUAAAGAUACAAUAUUUGUUCUAAGCAUCAAAUUGUUCAAAUUGUUCACGUGCAAAACAAAAAAAAAAGACGAAUCCAUUAUACUCUUAUCCAACGUGUUACUAAAUGUCAAAUAUAUAUGGUUGAAAAUA
Molecule: messenger RNA, 1949 nt
Organism: Drosophila innubila
Lineage: Eukaryota; Metazoa; Arthropoda; Insecta; Diptera; Drosophilidae
Gene: Eno
Product: enolase
Exons: 3
Coding region: 166-1467 (433 amino acids)
Biological process (GO): glycolytic process
Cellular component (GO): phosphopyruvate hydratase complex
Molecular function (GO): phosphopyruvate hydratase activity; magnesium ion binding
Source: RefSeq, a predicted model, not a curated record